Molecule: messenger RNA, 1578 nt
Organism: Lolium rigidum
Lineage: Eukaryota; Viridiplantae; Streptophyta; Magnoliopsida; Poales; Poaceae
Exons: 2
Coding region: 1-1578 (525 amino acids)
Biological process (GO): regulation of DNA-templated transcription; chloroplast organization
Cellular component (GO): chloroplast
Molecular function (GO): double-stranded DNA binding
Source: RefSeq, a predicted model, not a curated record
AUGGUGCCUGCUUCCCCGGCCCUGCCUCUUCGGUCACAUCAUCCUAGGCCCUGCGUCGAGGACCACCGGGGAGACAGCGAGGAUGACGUCAAGAUCGUGGUGGCGCGUGCUUGUGGGCGGUUGUCCAUCCCCGGAGCAAUUCAUCUCGCCCACGGCUACUCCUCGUCCGCCGUCGCCGAUGUCACCAACUCGGAGCCCUGCCCCGACACCGUUUCCUACCUCAUCUCGUGCGGCCUCUCCCCCACCGCCGCCGCCGCGGCCACCACCGGUCAACGCCUCCGCAUAUGUUCCACUGAAAAGGCCGACGCCGUGUGUGCCCUCCUCAGAGACUACGGCUUCGCCAACGCGGACAUCGUCCGGACGUUGCGCAGCGCCACGUCGAUCCUCACCGUCGAUCCCGAACGGAUCCUCCGCCCCAAGCUCGACUUCUUGGCCUCCCUCGGCUUCGAGCCCCGCAAGAUCGCCAGCGAGCCUUUCCUCCUCGCGCGCAGCCUCGACAAGCACCUCGUUCCGUCCAUGCAGUUCCUCCGCGGCAUCAUCGGCAGCGACGACGACCUCCGCCUCGGCUUCUCCCGCGUCCCUCGGGCCCUCAUGGCCGACGUGGACAAGAACAUGCGCCCCGCCGUGGAAGCUCUCCGCCGAUGCGGCUUGACCGAGGCGGCCAUUUCGAAACUCGUCGUCAUCAACAUGGGCAUGCUCAUGGCGUCGCCGGAUCGCAUCAGGGAAGUCUUCGAGGAACUGAAGGCGAUCGGAAUGCGCAUCCCGGACUCGCGCUUCGUGUACUGCUUCAGUGCGAUGUGCGGCGUUAAGAGGGGCACGUGGCGCCGGAAGCUGGAACUGUUCCAGAGCUUCGGUGUGUCGGAGGGUGAGGUGCUCGAGGCCUUCAAGACGCAGCCCACGAUAGUUCUUUUAGCCGAUGAGAGCAUAGAAAGGAAGGUCCGGUUCUUGCUGGACGAGCUGAAGCUUGGAAUGACUGAUAUAAUGCUGCAUCCUGUGAUUCUAGGUUAUAGCCUGGACAAGUGCAUCCUGCCAAGGUGCGCUGUGCUGACAGUAUUGAUGAGGGAGGGGAAGAUCCAGAGAGAUAUCAAGUUGCUCCAGGCAUUGCUCGGUGGUUCCAAGAAAUUCUCGACCAGAUAUGUAUGGAGGACAACCUGCUGGAGUUGGACCUGCAGCGGUCGCGCCUCGGGUUCAGCUCCUCCCUACUCUUCCGGCAGACGACUUGCAACAACUUGGAUGGAACGCGCGCGUACGGCCGCGUACCUGCCUAGCGAUGAGCUGUCACGCGGGACAAGGGAGAAAGAGACGCGCCGCGCGCGGCGGUGCGAUGCACGCGAGCGAGAGAGAGAGAGCCCGCCCUACGCGAUCGUUGGUUGCUUCACGUCAUCAGUACGCCUGCAUCUGCCUGGCUGGACCCGCACUCACGCGUUUCCCUUCCUUCCUUUUAAUCAUAAUCAUUGCCCUGUUUUUCAACCACGCGCGCGCGUUUUGGAUUGGAUGCAUUAUUAUUCGUUUCGCUCUCUGCAAGACUGCAACGCAAAAGAAAUGACCCACCGCCUGACAGCCGCGCCAAACGUGUAG